Messenger RNA from Desarmillaria tabescens, 1429 nucleotides. Its product is annotated as Alpha/Beta hydrolase protein. The record is from RefSeq and is a predicted model, not a curated record. The transcript has 9 exons. The coding region runs from base 24 to 992 and encodes 322 amino acids. Lineage: Eukaryota; Fungi; Basidiomycota; Agaricomycetes; Agaricales; Physalacriaceae.
UGUCAACUUGACCCCGUGCCACGAUGUCGGUAGAAGACUGGCCCUCGAUUUUCGAUCCUUCCUCUUGCGUCCGUCGCGGUCUCUGUCCUGUUACUGAAAUACGGAAUACCACGACAUUCGAGAGCCAUUCUCUGUAUUUCGAGCAACAUGGAACUGGUCCGGAGAAGCUGGUCUUCGUCAUGGGGCUAAAUAGCAGUUCAUUCGCGUGGGCCCUGCAAGUCGCGCAUUUCAGCAGGCUUCCUCAGUACUCAGUCCUUGUCUUUGAUAAUCGUGGUGUCGGAUACAGUGGUGUUCCAAGAGGGCCUUUCACGACUAGCGCCAUGGCAGAAGACCUUGUUGCGCUCUUGGAUUACGUUGGUUGGAAGGAACCCAGAGGGAUACAUAUCAUCGGCUUGUCUCUUGGCGGCAUGAUAGCACAAGAGGUAGCCUAUCGAAUUCCAGAACGAAUUACGUCCCUGACUUUGGGCGUCACUACGCCCGGAGGAUAUCCAUGGACCAACUUUCCGCCAUGGAAGGGUGUUAUAGGACUCUUGAAAGCCACAUUCACCAAAGACCUCACUAUCAAGAUCCCUAUUAUACACGAUAUGGUUUUUACCAAAUCCUGGCUCGAAGACAAGGAUGAAGAAGAUCCUAGGCGAACCAACCGAGAACGCGAAACAGAGGUGCUCAGGAACCGCAUAAAUCUGACCAAGCCCCAAACUCUUUUAGGAACUAUAUAUCAGAUGUGCGCUGGUCUUACGCACCAUGUUACUCCGGGUCGACUGCGCAAAAUUUCCUCCUCUGUCCCUAAGGUUCUUCUUGUCACAGGAGACGAAGACAACUUGGUGAAGUCAGAUAACACUUUCUAUCUCAAGCGGCACAUGCCCGAGGCGGAGUUAGUGCAAUGGGAGAACACUGGACAUGCCAUUCACUAUCAACGCCGACGUGAAUUCAAUGCUUUGAUUGAACGGAUAGUCAAAGAAGGUCGGGAGACGGCCUUGCAGCGAGACUAGACCAUUAUAUUAGACAUCUAUCUUACAUCUAGAAGUUACUUUUUUUCCCCGGAAUAUUAUGUGUUCGCUUAUCACAACCCUGCUAGUCGAAAGCCAAUGGAAGGGCGCAUCGGCGACCAGGUUUUAAACACACUUGACCUAGUUGUCGAUCCUCCAAACGUUUCUCUCCGAUAAAGACAUUGCACAAGUUAGAAACGCGUCUUGUAGAUGCACUCGUGUUCGAGUUUUGUUGUCCCGGUCAAAACAGCUCCCAGGCGCCCAUGAUGUUCUGUGUGCUCCUCGGGUUCUUGCGACAGACCCGACUGAUCUUGAGAUAUUCAGCUAUUGCAAUCAGCCUUUGCAUCUACACAACUGUCUCGUCCGCAGCAUCUACAAAAGUUGUAAGAAUUGUCUCCGGAUGUGUUAUAAUGCGUGGUGCAUGAUUCCUUUCGUAAGCU